Lingula anatina is the source of this 1689-nucleotide messenger RNA. RefSeq names its product argininosuccinate synthase. NCBI's taxonomy places the organism in Eukaryota, Metazoa, Brachiopoda, Lingulata, Lingulida, Lingulidae. Gene Ontology annotation, molecular function: ATP binding; argininosuccinate synthase activity. Gene Ontology annotation, cellular component: cytoplasm. The record is from RefSeq and is a predicted model, not a curated record. Gene Ontology annotation, biological process: L-arginine biosynthetic process; urea cycle.
AUCAAUCACUUUUCUAAGGACAAUUUCUUCAGAGAUGUCAGAGAACAAGAUUGUGGUGUUAGCCUACAGUGGUGGGUUGGAUACAUCCUGUAUAUUAGUAUGGCUGAAACAAAGAGGAUUUGAAGUUGUUACCUAUAUGGCUAAUGUUGGACAGGAUGAAGAUUUUGAGGCAGCUGAGAAGAAAGCAAUGAUGCUUGGGGCCAAAAAGUUUGUUUGCUUGGAUGUGCGUAGGGAGUUUGUGGAGGAGUUUAUCUGGCCAGGAGUUCAGGCAAACGCUGUGUAUGAAGAUCGUUACCUUAUGGGCACAAGCUUUGCCAGACCUUGUAUUGCCAGAGGUAUGGUGAAGGUGUGUAAGGAGGAGGGGGCUGGGUACAUAGCCCAUGGUGCAACUGGCAAAGGCAAUGACCAGAUACGCUUUGAACUUUCCUGCUAUGCUCUCUACCCACAGGUUAAGGUAAUUGCUCCUUGGAGAAUGCCAGAGUUCUAUGAGAAAUUCAGAGGGCGCCAGGACCUGUUUGAGUUUGCCAAGGAAAACAAUAUCCCCCUCCCUGUCACUCCCAAAUCUCCUUGGAGUAUGGAUGCUAAUCUUAUGCACAUCAGUUUUGAGUCAGGAAUUUUAGAGGAUCCAAAAGCUGAAGCUCCAAAAGACCUGUAUCUCAUGACAACGGACCCUAAGGAUGCUCCUGAACAGCCAUUGAGACUUGAGAUUGACUUCAAACAUGGUGUGCCCGUGAAAGUAAAGAACUUGGAGGAUGGAACAGUGGUUACAUCUGCCUUGGAAUUAUAUCUUUAUCUCAACAAAGUAGGUGGAAGUCAUGGCAUAGGAAGAAUCGAUAUUGUAGAGAACAGAUUCAUAGGAAUGAAAUCUCGAGGGAUCUAUGAGACCCCAGGUGGGACCAUCCUAUUCCAAGCCCACAUGGACAUUGAGGUGUUCACAAUGGACAGGGAAUUGCGAAAAAUCAAACAGAGUCUAAGCAGCAAAUUUUCAGAUAUGGUGUAUAGAGGCUUCUGGGACAGCCCUGAAUGUGAAUUUGUCCGCCACUGUAUAGACAAGAGUCAGGAGUGUGUGGAGGGGACAGUAACACUAGCAUUGUACAAAGGAGGCAUUUACAUUCUAGGGCGCGAAUCUCCACUUUCCCUCUAUAAUGAGGAAUUAGUAAGCAUGGAUGUCCAGGGCAACUAUGACCCUAUAGAUGCUGGAGGCUUCAUCAAAGUUAAUGCUCUUAGGCUACAAGAGUAUCAUCGCCUGCGAAAGAAGAUGGGGGCUGAGCAGAACGGAAAAUUAGGCACUGGUGACCAAUAAGUGAAACAAAAAGCUGCAAGUUGGAGAAUGGGACAGAAACCCUGUGAAGGCUUCAUUUGUACAAGUACAACAUGUAGUGACACUUGCAAGAGAUUCAGUUCACAAGACUUCUGAUAUGAAGAAAAUAUGAAAACUGGAUUCAAAAUUUUAACUGGAUUUUGCUUUUAUGCUAAUAGUGGAGUAUAAGCCAACAGGAUAUUUACUUCAAAAUACUUGCCUCUCUGUUAGCUCAUUGGAUGCUGCAGUGAUUUUGUUGUUGUUGAAAUCUUGUAGUAAAAAAAAUAAUGAAUUACAUUAUUUAAAUUUGCUGUACAUCUCUGAAAUGAUGUUUUAUUUGAUUUAAAACAUACUUUCAGUUAUGAUCAGCUAAAAAGAAAUGAAAAAAA